Molecule: messenger RNA, 1668 nt
Organism: Triticum aestivum (bread wheat)
Lineage: Eukaryota; Viridiplantae; Streptophyta; Magnoliopsida; Poales; Poaceae
Product: FBD-associated F-box protein At5g56370-like
Exons: 1
Coding region: 1-1659 (552 amino acids)
Molecular function (GO): protein binding
Source: RefSeq, a predicted model, not a curated record
AUGGCAAUGGUGCCCUGGCACUACUCAUGGCCAUGGUCAUGGCCGUGGCACUGCUUGGACUGCCUCGGCGGCGACCGCCUGAGCGCCCUCCCGGACAGGGCGCUGGUGCGUGUCCUCUCGCACCUCCCUUCCGUCGAGGCGGCGCGCACCUCAGCGCUGUCCCGACGGUGGCGCGGCGUCUUCGCGGGCGUGCCCGUCGUCGACCUCGUCGACGAGAAGAUCAAGCACCGGCGGGGGGCCUACAGGCUCACGUGCUUCGACGUGAAGGUGACGAAAGCGAUCCUCUCCAGGGGCCAGGGGAUUCCGAUCCGUGCCUUCCGUCUCCUCGCGCUAGACCCGCCGCGCAUCCUCGUCGACCAGUGGAUUGUCACCGUCGCCAGCUUGGGCGUCGAGGAGAUCGACGUCACGCUGCGGUACUCGCACAUCUACCGCAGCAAGCUCUGCCCCUUCAGCGGCACCAAAGCCUCGGCCGAUUUCGACUACUACCACAUGGGCAGCUACACCGGGACGCCAUCGCUGCUCUUCCAUUGCCGCACGCUGCGCCGGCUGCGCCUCACAAACUGGACGCUCGAGCUGCCCUCGGGCUUUGGCGUCGGCGUUGGCGUCUUCGCGGCGUGCCUACAGACGCUCUGCCUCAAGCGGAUCAUGGCCAGUAACGAGGUGAUCGUGCAGCUGCUCUACGGUUGCCCGCUCCUCGCCGACCUAAUGCUGGAGGAAUGCCCGGGCGCCACGGAGAUCACCGUGCCCAGCGACCGCCUUCGGAGCUUCGCCAUGGUCUGCUGUCACAACGCCCGGCGCGUCGUGCUGUACACACCAUGCCUGCGAUCGCUGCGCUACAAGGGCGGACUCCCUCCGGACACCUCGUUCCUCCUCCUUGCCGGCUACGAGGACGUCGCGGCGGUGACAAUGGACAUCUGCGAGGACCUGACCAGCAGAUCACCAACGGAAGUCUCUCCGGUCAUGCGUCUGAUCAGCUGGUGCAGGAACCAGGAACCUGACGUAUCUCCACCUCGCCCUGCGCCCGUGGCAUACUACUGCAGCGAGUUCAUGGCCGUGGCCGGAUGCCUGCCCGAACUGAGGCACCUGGUCCUCAAGGGGUUCAUGGCGUCUGACCACGCCGUUCGGUCUGUCGCCGUCCUGCUUGUCGGCGCCUGGAACCUGGAAGUGCUCUCGCUUCUUCCUAUCGGUCCUGAGCCCUCGAAGAAGUCGACUUGCUACUCCUAUGAUUCCGAUUCGGAUGACGAGCCGGUGAACUGCAUCGUCGACGAGGAGGCCGUGGACGAUGAGUGGAUGACCGAGAACCUGUGGCGGAUGUACAUCCCUUGCAUGGAUUAUAGCCUGAGACGGAUCAGCAUUGAGAAGUUCAGCGGGAAUGCAUUCGACAGGAUACUUGCAGAGUUUCUGCUGAACAAAGCUGCGGCGUUGGAGGAAUUCUCGGUGAAAAUUAUUGGCUCCACUGUCACGACACAGGGAGGAGAUUGCAAUGGAGUUCAGAUCCUGGCUAUGCAAUCCCUAUGCUGUAGUAACUUGUACGUAGACAGCAGCUCCUCGGUGACAUCCUCCAACAAUUUAUGUGGUCAACUCCUUCAUCUCCAUGGAAGCAUCGAUUUUUUUUUGUCUUUGUUCAUCUGGACGAGAACCAAGUUACUGAACGUCUAAGAAAAAUCA